Molecule: messenger RNA, 3131 nt
Organism: Microcebus murinus (gray mouse lemur)
Lineage: Eukaryota; Metazoa; Chordata; Mammalia; Primates; Cheirogaleidae
Source: RefSeq, a predicted model, not a curated record
GCGCCGCGGGACGCCCCGGGGCAGGCCCCGGCCCCGCCAUCGGGCGGGAGCCCAGCUCCAGGGGAGCCCGCCGCUCCCUCCAUCUUGGUUGUGGAGACGGGCGGCGUCUGGGGCUCUCCACCGUCGCGCCUGUCCCCCACGGCCCGGCGGACGCAGACGCCGGAAGCUGGGGCUGUUCCCUCGGCCGAAUGGCAGGGCCCAGUCGGGGCUUCGCGGGGACAAGUGUCCCGGCCCCACGGGGGUUGGUUUUGAAUGGGUCCCAAGUUCCCACAGCAGUUCCGACAAAAUGGAGGACGUCGUCUCCUCCUGCUGCAGCCAUGACGGGAGGUGGGGGGACUAUUCCCCACGGGGGCGCGGCGAGGCUGGAAGUGCCCCCACCGCCCUCAGAGCGCCCGAGGGGCCACUUCGCCCGCGGCCCCGACUGUCCAGUGGGCCCCGCUCCAGCCCCUCCCCGGUCUCGCCCCUCGCGGGGGGCUUCAAGGAACUGGACAGGGAGGGCGUUGGGGCAUCGAGGCCGCGCCUCUCCUCGGGCAGAGUCGUGGGGAGCCGCUGCAGCGGCCUGUGCGCCCGGACGAGGGCGAGGGCGAGGGCGAAGGCAAGCCGUCCCGCCCGUCUCGAGCUGUCCCCAGCCCGGAGAGCCCACUGCCCCAGGGGCCGGGCGGAGGCCGGUGUGGGCAGGCGAAACUCGGGCUCCUGACCCUAGCGGACCUGGCGGGUUCUUUGGCAUGGAUAAAUGCUCAGUGGGAGGAUUAGAAUUGACUGAACAGACUCCUGCUCUAUUAGGGAGAACAACUAUGACAGCUAGUCUCAUGGACAUAGGAGAUUCAUUUGGUGAUCCAUCUAGUCUUUUAGUCAAUAGAUCUAGCACCUCAUCAAUGGAAGAUGAUGAUGAUGAUGAUGUUGUAUUUAUUGAAUCUAUACAACCUCCUUCAGUUUCUGUUCCUGCGAUAGCUGAUCAAAGAAAUUUUAUAUUUGCGUCAUCAAAAAAUGAAAAGCCACAAGGAAGUUAUUCCGUAAUUCUUCCUGCUUCAAGGGAUUUGGCUUCUCAGAAGGGAAAUAUAAGUGAGACAAUUGUUAUUGAUGAUGAAGAGGAUAUAGAAACAAAUGGAAGGGAGGAGAAAAAUUCUUCUAGUUUUACUGAAUGGGGACCUCCUAGAACUAAAAACAGAACCAAAGAUUUGGAUUUCUGCACUUCCAGUCAUUCAAGAAGUAAGACCAAGACUGGAGUAAGGCCUUUUAAUCCUGGUAGAGUGAAUGUGGCAGGAGAUGUAUUUGAGAAUGGAGGAUUUGCAACUCAUGGUCCUGAUUCUUGGAUCUCCCAGUCAGCUUCAUUUCCCCGUAAUCAGAAGCAGCCAGGGGUGCAUUCUUUAUCACCAGUGGCCUCGCUGCCUAAACAGAAUUUCCAGCCUUCAGCCCAACAGCAACUUACUAAACCAGCUAAGAUCACUUGUGCAAACUGCCGAAAACCUUUACAGAAGGGACAGACAGCUUAUCAACGAAAAGGAUCAGCUCACCUCUUUUGUUCUACCACCUGCCUUUCUUCCUUCUCUCAUAAACGUACUCGAAAGACACAAAGUGUAACAUGUAAAAAAAAUGCAGCUACAAAGAAGGCUACUGUUAUUCCUCUGGUGGAAUCAAGCAAAUCCUUCCAAGAAUUUUAUAGUACAUCUUGUCUGUCUCCCUGUGAAGACAACCAGAAUCUUAAAAAAGGAGUUUUUAAUAAAUCAAGAUGUACAAUCUGUAGUAAAUUAACAGAGAUUCGCCACGAAGUCAGUGUAAAUAACGUAACACAUAAACUGUGCAGUAACCAUUGCUUUAAUAAGUACAGAUUGGCCAAUGGUCUAACAAUGAACUGCUGUGAACAGUGUGGAGAGUACAUGCCUAGUAAAAGUACUGGAAACAACAUCCUGAUGCUUGGAGGCGAGGAGAAGAGAUUUUGCUGCCAAAGUUGUGUUAACAGAUAUAAACAGAUGAUGGAAACAAAAUCAAAAAAAUUAUCAGCAUCAGAAAAUAGAAAAAGGAAUGCUGUUAGAGAAGAAAACGAAAGACAAUUACAUGGAUUGUCAGGUACACUUUUAGAAAAAUUAGAGGGACUACCAGAAAAAAAAAGAAAGACUUCAGAGGUACAGAUUUCAGCAGAAUGUAGCACGGAUACAUUACUGAUCAAACAGAAUGUGGAUUUACCACCUUCUUCCACAUCCACCAUAGCUGAUAAAUUUCAAGAGCAACUGGAAGAGAAAAAAUCAGAAGACUCCAUUAUUCCAGUUGUGCUUUCUACAGAUCCAGGUACAUGGCCCCGAAUUUUGAAUAUUAAACAACGGGACACUCUUGUUGAAAAUGAUCCACCUCAAGUAAGAAAUUUUAACUUUCCAAAAGACAAUACAGGGAGGAAGUUUUCAGAAACUUACUAUACACGAAUUUUUCCAAAUGGCGAAAAAACCACUAGAUCCUGGUUACUUUAUUCAACCUCAAAAGAUUCUGUGUUUUGUCUAUAUUGCAAACUCUUUGGGGAAGGCAAAAAUCAACUAAAAAAUGAGAAUGGGUGCAAAGAUUGGCAACAUUUAUCACAUAUUCUUAGUAAACAUGAAGAAAGUGAAAUGCACAUCAACAAUAGUGUUAAGUAUUCAAAAUUAAAGUCUGAUCUGAAAAAAAAUAAAACUGCUGAAGCUGCAGAACACAGAUUAUAUGAAGAUGAUGAGAAAAAUGAUGGUGUGCUGCUGUUGUACACAUAAUAUACCAGAUUUGUUUUUUGACAUGACAGGGUCUUAUAUUACUCAGAAAAAAUCUAUACCGUAAUAGUCAAUACCAUUGUGUUGGAAGUCUCCUAUACAGAGUAACUUGCAACAGUUCAUUAGCAAUAAGUAUAAUAGCAAACAAAUAGUAAAGAAUAUUUUUAUUCCAAAUCUAAAACUAACUGGAUUCAGUAGUCCUUAAUGCAAAUUUUAAUAAAGGCAAUUUUUAAUUUUCUCUGUCUAUAAAUUUACACCUUUUUAAAAUUGGCAUUUGAGAACUGCCAUUUGACAGAUCUGGCUAAUAUUCUGUUCUGAUUAUCUAGUAAGAAGAAAGAAAGAGGCCAGGUGUGGUGGCUCACGCCUGUAAUCCUAGCACUCUGGGAGGGCGAGGCAGGUGGA